AGAACAGGCAGUUGGUUCGCUCCACAGUGUCACUGGCUGUGUGUGAGAGGCCCAGAGAGCUGAGGAGAAGGGGGUGUUUGGAUCAGUUACAGCCGCAAAGGAGAGACACUCAGAGGGGAGAGAGGGCUCGAGAGACUGACGACUGAGUGUGAGAGAGAGGGAAGCAGUCUGGAGCUCGAGAGAAAAGCUCAAGAGAAGACCAGAACCAAAGAAAGAAAGCUGUUCAACUCUAAGACCAACAUACACACACACACAGAGUGAGAGAGAGAGAGAGAGAGAGAGAGAGAGAGAGAGAGAGAGAGAGGUUGGGGGGUGGAAGGCAGUCGAGGACUUUAUCAGAGUGGAACCGACAACAACCACAAGCCUGGAGAGCCAGUCCUUCUCUGAGCUGCUCUUGUUUUGUUCUGUGUGGAAAUUCCUUUGAGACGUCACUGCUAGCUGAGCUCAGCUGAACAACCACAGCCAAGAAAGACUGUUGUGGUUGCUUGUCAAACUAUAGUGUGUGUGGAGAUAGAGCGAGGAGCAUGUUUGACUGUAUGGAGGCUCUUGCCCCCCGGCCGCUUUUUGACGUGUCCACUCAGGGGGCUUGCAUGUUGGGCAAGGCCACCCCCUUCUUCCCUGGUCUGGACCCCUUUGCCUGGGCUGGGAUGGCCAGUGUUCAGUCAGUGGAGACCCAGAGCACCAGCUCUGAGGAGAUGGUGCCCAGUUCACCCUCUCCACCCCCUCCUCCCCGCAUUUACAAGCCCUGUUUCGUGUGCCAGGACAAGUCCUCUGGCUACCACUACGGGGUCAGCUCCUGUGAGGGUUGCAAGGGAUUCUUCCGGCGCAGUAUUCAGAAGAACAUGGUGUAUACCUGCCACCGAGACAAGAACUGUCAGAUCAACAAGGUGACCCGUAAUCGCUGUCAGUACUGCCGGCUGCAAAAGUGCUUUGAGGUUGGCAUGUCCAAAGAAGCGGUGCGUAAUGACAGGAACAAGAAGAAGAAGGAUGUGAAGGAGGAGGUGGUGUUGCUGGAGAGCUAUGAGCUCAGUGGAGAACUGGAAGAGCUAGUCAACAAAGUCAGCAAGGCCCACAAAGAUACCUUUCCCUCACUUGUCCAGCUGGGCAAAUACACUACAAACUCCAGUGCAGACCACCGUGUACAGUUGGAUCUGGGGCUGUGGGAUAAGUUCAGUGAACUCUCCACCAAGUGCAUCAUCAAGAUAGUGGAGUUUGCCAAGCGCCUGCCAGGCUUCACCACCCUCACCAUCGCUGACCAGAUCACUCUCCUCAAAUCAGCCUGUCUGGAUAUACUGAUGCUGAGGAUCUGCACUCGCUACACUCCGGAGCAGGACACAAUGACCUUCUCCGACGGGCUGACCCUGAACCGGACCCAGAUGCACAACGCAGGCUUUGGCCCUCUCACAGAGCUGGUGUUUGCCUUUGCUGGCCAGCUGCUGCCUCUGGAGAUGGACGACACAGAAACCGGCCUCCUCAGCGCCAUCUGCUUGAUCUGUGGAGACCGUAUGGACCUGGAGGAGCCCCAGAAGGUGGACAAGCUACAGGAACCCCUCCUGGAGGCCCUGAAAAUCUACGCCCGCCGCAGACGCCCCAACAAGCCCCACAUGUUCCCCCGCAUGCUGAUGAAGGUCACCGACCUCAGGGGCAUCAGCACCAAGGGUGCUGAGAGAGCCAUCACUCUGAAGAUGGAGAUCCCAGGCCCCAUGCCUCCUCUGAUCAGGGAGAUGCUGGAGAACCCCGAGGCCUUUGAGGACAGCAGCGACUCUGGGGACAGCGCCUCCGCCCCCCCUGCCAUCCAAGCCAUCAAGAAAGAGAGGGAGGAGAAGAGCCUCGAGGAGGAAGAUGAGGAUGAGGAGGACGAGUGGGGGGACGAGGAGAGGGAGAGGGGGGCGGACAGCGAUGGGGAGCCCUGGGGGGAGGCUGCAGCGGCAGAAGCGGUGUCCCAGAAAGGGGCAACUGGGAGAUCCCAGUGAGAGUGACAUAGUGAUGCACUCUGACCCAUUCUCGUCACCUCCUAUUCCACCACCCUCAGACAGACCAACACUCCCUGUCCUAUUCUUACAAGCCCACCAAGUCAUCUACCCACAUGAGCAGCCCAUCCUA
Molecule: messenger RNA, 2103 nt
Organism: Oncorhynchus mykiss (rainbow trout)
Lineage: Eukaryota; Metazoa; Chordata; Actinopteri; Salmoniformes; Salmonidae
Product: retinoic acid receptor gamma-A
Biological process (GO): regulation of transcription by RNA polymerase II; retinoic acid receptor signaling pathway; cellular response to corticotropin-releasing hormone stimulus
Cellular component (GO): transcription regulator complex; nucleus
Molecular function (GO): nuclear receptor activity; zinc ion binding; RNA polymerase II cis-regulatory region sequence-specific DNA binding
Source: RefSeq, a predicted model, not a curated record